This is a messenger RNA of Dovyalis caffra, 1131 nucleotides long. NCBI's taxonomy places the organism in Eukaryota, Viridiplantae, Streptophyta, Magnoliopsida, Malpighiales, Salicaceae. The record is from the annotation of a GenBank genome assembly.
AUGGGUGGUAGAAAGAGAAGGAAAGUGCAAUUGUUAUCUGUGAGAGUGGUGGAUGAUAAAAGAACAAUAACAAAGAAUAAGAAAGCAAAGUUGGAAAUGCAAACUUGGUCUGAUCUUCCCAUAGAACUUCUGGAACUGAUUCUGUGUCGUUUGUCACUAGAGGAUAAUAUCCGUUCCUCUGCUGCUUGCAAGAGAUGGAACACUGCUGCCAUUUCUGUCAGAGUGGUAAACCAAUCACCGUGGCUUAUGUAUUUUCCAAAAUUCGGUAACAUGUAUGAGUUCUAUGAUCCAGCUCAGCGCAAGACCUAUUCUCUUGAGUUGCCAGAGUUGUAUGGGUCAAGAGUUUGCUACACUAAAGAUGGUUGGCUGUUGCUAUACAGACCCAGAACAAACCGUGUGUUUUUCUUCAAUCCAUUUUCUCGGGAAGUGGUCAAACUGCCAAGAUUUGAAUUGACAUAUCAGAUAGUUGCCUUCUCUUGCGCCCCAACAUCUAACACUUGUGUAGUUUUUACAGUUAGGCACAUCAGUCCCACAAUUGUUGCAAUCACUACUUGUCAUCCAGGGGCAACUGAGUGGGUUACUGUUAAUUAUCAGAAUCGCUUGCCUUUUGUGAGUAGUAUUUGGAACAAGAUUGUUUUCUGCAAUGGAUUCUUUUACUGUCUAAGUCUUACUGGUUGGCUUGGUGUUUUUGACCCACUGGAGCGUACUUGGAAUGUUCUUGCUGUGCCUCCCCCUAAAUGCCCUGAGAAUUUUUUUGCAAAAAAUUGGUGGAAGGGAAAGUUUAUGUCAGAGCAUAAUGGAGACAUUCUAGUUAUUUAUACAUGCUGUAGUGAAAACCCCAUUAUAUUUAAGUUGGAUCAGCCAAAGAUGGUCUGGCGAGAGAUGAAAACCCUUGAUGGUAUGACUCUUUUUGCCAGUUUCUUGUCAUCUCAUUCAAGAACUGACCUCCCUGGAAUGAUGAGAAACAGCGUCUACUUCUCUAAAGUUCGUUUCUUUGGAAAACGCUGCAUAUCUUAUUCACUCCAGGAUUGUAGAUAUUAUCCACGUAAGCAGUGUCAUGACUGGGGGGAGCAAGAUCCUUUUGAGAAUAUCUGGAUCGAACCACCUGAAGACCUCUCAGCCUUCAUUUGA